CCUGGGCCCCAGCAAGUCUAAGGCAGGCUUUGCUUAGUGGACCCUCUGAAACUUGCUUGUGGCCCCACAGGGGGCCCCGAACCAUUGGUUGAGAACGAGUGUGUUAAGAUAUGUAUUCUGGAUUUUCUCUUUGGUGCAUAUUCUGUGGUAUCUGGGCACCUGGCUGUAGACAAUAAAUUUCUUGGUGUGUCUGGGAUGAUAACUGAAUCUGUGGAGGUGAGUGUGGUGAUCUGUGGGUGUCUUGUAUUUAGUUUUCUGUAGGUUUCCAUUGUUGAUGCUGAUCAUGGUGUUCAGAAAGUUGAUGCUGGCGUGGGAGUGUUCUAGAGAGAGUUUGAUGGUUGGGUGUUGGUUGUUGAAGUGGUGGUAGAAAUCUAUGAGGGAGUUUAGGCCAUCUGUCCAGAGGAUGAAAUAUCAUCAAUGUAUAUUAGAUAUAUCAUUAGUUUUGCAGUGCGUUUUCUCCAGAAAUUCUUCCUCAAUGUGGCCCAGGGAGAGUUUGGCAUAUUGGGGAGCCAUCCUAGUACUCACAGCUGUUCCCAUGGUUUCGCCAAAGUGUUAAUGUAAAGGUGUUAUGGGUGAGGAUGAAAUGGAUGAGUUUGGCUAUGUGUUUGGGGUGGAUUUCUGAGCAUUGUCCAUUGUCUUGUUAGAAAUUUAAGGCAGGCAAGCGUCACCAUCAUGGUGAGGGAUGUUGGUUUAUAGGGAGGUGACAUCUAUGGUGGCAAGUAUGGUGUUAAUGUUGUAGAGUUUCUGCAGGAAAUGGGUUGUGUCCUGGAGGAAACUGGCUGUUUGUGUGGUGAGUGGUUUGAGGAUGGUCUUUGAGUCCUGAUAUUCCUUCAGUCAGAGUGCCAUGGCCAGAUAUGAUAGGUCUGCAUAGGUUCCCUUGUUUGUGUAUCUUGAGGCGCAUGUAGAAGUUUGUGGGGGAUGAGGUUGUAGAGUUUCUCUUGGAGUUGUUUGGAGGUAGGAUUUGGUGAUAUCCUUAAAUUCCUGUGUGAAUUGUGGUGUGGGAUCUUCUUUGAGUUCUUUAUAGUAGAUGGUGUCUGAGAGCUGUUGGUUGGCGCAGUCAUCAUGAUUGACCACUAUGAUGGCCGCCCUCUUUGUCUGUUGGUUGGAUUUCAGAGAGCAUAUAGCUAUCCUCUAGGUGGUGAAGAGAUUGUGAUGGAUGUCAUGUUUAAGGAUUUCACUUGAUUAUUUUUCCCUCUUGGAACAGUCGAUGUUAGGAUCAAGUAAGUUUGUGUGGUUUUGUCCACUGGGGAGUGGACAGACUUUUUUCUUGUAACUGUCAGCGGGGAUGAUGUAUAUUGUAUUCUGGACAUUCCACACUGAUCCUACUGAGACGCUGUAGCAGUUCUAUUUUAUAAAGCUUCCUUUGUGUAUCCCCUGCAAGAUAAUGAUACUUUAUACUUAUACAGCAUCUUUCAUCUGAGGUGCCUUACAAAGGAGAUUUUUAAUUUCACGAACUUGGAGUAGCAUUACAAAUCUGGAUUCCAUGUCUUUUCUUGUAAGUAAUCCAGAACGAAUUAGGCGGUGGGUGUCCGAAAAGUUCAUUGUAGAAGGCUUGAGAGAAUUUGAACUGUUUGGAGAGCAGCCUCCGGGUGACUCUCGGAGAAAAACCAAUGAUGCGAGCUCCGAGUCGCUAGCAUCUUCCCCUAAAAGGGACACCAUGAGCAGCUUUUUACCAGACAGCAGCUGUUAUGAGUUGCUCACCAUAAUAGGCCACGGCUUUGAGGAGCUGAUGACGGUGAACCUGGCCAGGUAUAAACCAUCAGGAGAGUAUGUCACAGUCAGAAGGAUUAACCUGGAAGCCUGCACCAAUGAGAUGGUGACAUUCUUGCAGGGUGAGCUUCAUGUGUCCAAACUCUUCAACCACCCCAACAUUGUGCCGUAUAAAGCGACCUUCAUAGCUGACAAUGAGCUCUGGGUAGCGACCUCCUUCAUGGCUUAUGGUUCUGCAAAGGAUUUAAUCUGUACCCAUUUCAUGGAUGGAAUGAGUGAACUAGCUAUUGCUUAUAUCCUCCAGGGCGUUCUGAAGGCUCUUGACUACAUUCACCAUAUGGGCUAUGUACAUAGGAGUGUGAAAGCCAGCCACAUCCUGAUCUCUGUGGAUGGGAAGGUGUACCUCUCAGGCCUGCGCAGUAACCUAAGCAUGAUCAACCACGGGCAGCGGCUCAGAGUUGUCCACGACUUCCCCAAGUAUAGCAUCAAGGUCCUACCAUGGCUCAGUCCUGAAGUCUUGCAGCAGAAUCUCCAGGGUUAUGAUGCAAAAUCCGACAUAUACAGUGUGGGGAUAACAGCCUGUGAACUGGCAAAUGGCCACGUCCCAUUCAAGGACAUGCCUGCUACUCAGAUGCUGUUGGAGAAGCUGAACGGAACUGUUCCAUGCCUGCUAGACACCACCACGAUCCCUGCCGAGGAGCUGACCAUGAAAACAUCCCGCUCGUGUGCUAACUCCGGGAUUGGUGAAGGGAUGGCAGUUAGCAACGUGAGGGCAGCCAAUGGGGAGUCAACACUGCACCCUUACCAUCGGACUUUUUCACCCCACUUCCAUCACUUCGUAGAGCAGUGCCUUCAGCGUAACUCCGACUUGAGGCCAAGUGCAAGCACCCUGCUGAAUCAUUCCUUUUUCAAGCAGAUCAAACGUCGUGCGUCCGAAGCACUUCCUGAACUAUUGCGCCCUGUCACACCAAUCACCAACUUCGAAGGUACACGGCCACAGGAUCCCAGUGGCAUUUUUGGACUGGUAUCCAGUCUGGAACAGCUAGAGGUGGAUGACUGGGAAUUCUAGAGCAACGUGGCAAAUAAUACAGUUCCAAGCCCUUGAAGGAGCUUUCUGGACAUAGUAAUUUAUUGACCCCUCUCAAAUGAAGCCGCGAUGAAUGUUACAUGCAGAAGAGUUUACAUGACUAUGGUAAGGAACUUCACCUGUUUACUUGAGGAGUAGAGCCUGGAAUCACCCUUAGACAGAAACUAGCUGGAAAAAGGGAUCUGUUUGUAGGAAAUGCUGAAUGUUUCCUGCUUGGUGCCAGGAGCCUCCCAGCUCUUGCUAUUAAGCACCAGGUAUAGGCUGUAUUCGUUUCGCUUGCCAGAGUUGAGUCAGUCCCAAUUUGUUGGUCUCCAUACACGUCGUUUUCCCCAUGUUACUGACUCUCUAAUGUUCAGAGGGUUCUGUGUGUCUUUAGCCUAGCUUUAGAUAGUCCCUUUGUUUUGUUCCUUUACAAGGGUGCCUUUGAGACAAAUGUGGGAGAGGGGAGAAGGAAUGCAACUCUUCUUAGACUUGGCGAUCCAGAAGAGAAUGUCCAGGUUAUCACCGUGGCAUUCUUCUCACGGGGUCACUCUUUUGGCAAUAACAGAUGUAGCCUGCUGCUUUAUUGAGAGGAAAAUGGAAGACCAGACAGCACUGGAAAAAGGUGUCCCCUUCUAUCCCAGCCAUGCUCGGAGGCUUGGAGAUUCCUCUGCAAGGCUGCAUUCGUCUCUUCAAGGAGACGGGUAGAUCUUUGUUGUUGUUUUUUUUAAACUCUUGCCAUGUGGUGCUGAAUGCCCUGACGUGCAGGUCAGAAGAGCUUCUGGGACUAACCAGCUGCUCCUGCCCCUUCAUGUAGCCACCUCAGCCACCAGCUGCAUUUUUUAAAAGUAAGAUGUAGUUUUGAAUGUCUUUGAGACGGCACCAUACUAUAUUUUACAACAAAUGCCAUUUGUCUGGCUGGUCUCCUCCUGCAGCAAGGCUAAUGUCACUACAUGAAACGUGCUGGCCAGCUUCUGUUUCUGAGAACCUACCAUGGGAGGGGGAAAGGUAAGUUGGGAGCUCGCUCUCUGUGUGCUGCUUUCUGUGCAACUCUGUGCCCUGCCAUGGGCAGACCCUCUGCUGCUGUGGCAGCUCUCCCUUCAGUGUGGGGGUCCGGUUCUCCAGACUGCAUUUUAAGGCCUUUUGUUCAUCCUUUCUAAGCAUCAUGGAUCUUCCUUCUCAAUGAAGCACUGAGAAUCCGGUCCUGUACUGGUGGUCACCGAGAGCAGUGGUGCUGGCAACAAGUCCUUUUUGUGUUUAUAAACUGUACUUGAACCCGAAUAAAGUUUGUUACUCUAGUUUUGUUGCCAAAACAAAUAAAAAUGUAAGUAUUUCUGAA
Messenger RNA from Chrysemys picta bellii (western painted turtle), 4115 nucleotides. The record is from RefSeq and is a predicted model, not a curated record. Lineage: Eukaryota; Metazoa; Chordata; Testudines; Emydidae.